Molecule: messenger RNA, 1020 nt
Organism: Candidozyma haemuli
Lineage: Eukaryota; Fungi; Ascomycota; Pichiomycetes; Serinales; Metschnikowiaceae
Gene: DRE2
Product: electron carrier
Exons: 1
Coding region: 1-1020 (339 amino acids)
Biological process (GO): iron-sulfur cluster assembly
Cellular component (GO): cytoplasm
Molecular function (GO): iron-sulfur cluster binding
Source: RefSeq, a predicted model, not a curated record
AUGCACAAAACUUCGUCUGCUUUGGUGCUUCUCCACCCCACGGUGGUGACAGAUGAAGCACUCGUGGAAUCCACCAAGACGAAUAUCGCCUCCAAGUUCCCUUCGGCCACGAUAACCCAGCAUAUAAUCGAUCGUUUUGCUCUGGGGGCCGUGGAAGUGGCUGCUGCUUCGUUUGACCAUAUUGUUUAUGUCAAUCCUAAUGAAAACCACUUGUCUAUCGCUCCAGUGCUUAUAAGCAAGCUCUUUGACACUUUGGUCCAGGGUGGGCAGUUGCUGGGCAACUUGCCUACGGAUCAGGAUCUUGAUGUACUCAUGGCGGGCUUUAUUGUCCAGGAGCCAGGAUUGUGGGUUAAGCCUGCUCCUGCUACUGAGACGGUGUUGCUUAAGAAGAAGGCUUCUAGCAAUACGGGAAAGGCCUUGCCUACGUUCAAGAAAUCUGCAUUCAAAAAGGCUGCCCAGUCGCCGUCGGCCAUGACGGAUACGUCGGAUAACACCGACGAUGAGGAUUCGGUCAUGAAGAGGAAACUAGACAGUACAAAGUUGGCAUACUUCAGCGAGGAGUCUGAGGACGAGGGAGACGAUCUCAUCAACGAAAACGACCUUCUUGGCGAGGAGUCACUGUACCUAGAUCGUGUCAACGUGAUUGUGCCUAAGAAGUGUGAGUUGCCUAACGGUAAAAAGAGACGGAAGGCGUGUAAGGACUGUACUUGUGGCCUUAAGGAGCUUGAGGAAGCUGAAGCUGACGACAGCAGGAAGCUCCAGGACUCUAUUUUGGGCAAGAUGGCCCAGCUGGCCACUGCAGAGGCCAUGAAGAUCGAAGAGCGUCUCAAAAAGAACAAAAUCAAGUUCACAGAGGAAGAAUUGACAGAAAUUGACUUUACCGUCGAAGGAAAGACGGGAGGAUGCGGCUCGUGUGCUCUUGGAGACGCUUUCCGCUGUGACGGUUGCCCAUACCUUGGGCUUCCGCCUUUCAAGCCGGGAGAGGCCAUUACCAUCGACAGCUUCGGCGAGGAUAUUUAG